AAAGGUGGACAACAAAUCGCAGUAAUGUCAGGCGGGAGUAAGAUAUUGGCUACUGUUCCUGCUAGAUCCGGCCAAAACAUGCUGUUAUUUCAAAGUUUCACGAACCAAAGCAGAAAAGCUAUAUCUGCAGUGAAAUAUUCAACGAUUCAACCUAUUACUGGUUUAACUCAGACUCUGACGGGCGUUGGUCAGCAACCAGUACUUUUACCGUCUACAAUGGCGCUCGGUCAACCCUUGACUCUAAAGCGAAUAGGGGACGACAGAGAAAAUACCGAACUACUAUUAGCUAUAACGCAACCUAAGGAGGAAUUGAGAGAUACGAAUGACAGACCACAACCUGACAGUAGCACGAAUUUACCUAGCGAAAUUAAGAUAGAAAAUAUUAAAAUUGAACAUGAGUCUGACAAUUCCGAUGGGAAGAUUUUUCAAACUUACCAGAAAACCGUAAUUAACUCUGUAGAAACUUCAGUGAUAGCUACGGCUACACCUACUUCCAAGAUUCAGACUGGUGUUCCGAGUCAAACUAUUGUGACAACGGCGACAGUUGCGGCGAAAGCUGAAGCAAAAAGUGAGCGGAUUCAAUCAGUAUUAGUGACAGCGGGGUCUUCAAAUGGUCCAAUGCUUUCACACACAAAUCCGAGAUAUCGUAAAGUUUCAGAUAAAACGCAUACCACCGAACCAGCUAGUAAAGAUUUUCUUCAUAAUGGCGAAAAGCCUAACAACGAACAAAAGACUUUUAGGGGAAACGCGACGUAUUACGUAAACAAAACCAAGAAGGUUGUCGCGGAAUCGCAGAAGAUGGACAGCGAAAUGCAGAAGCAGGCCGCUAUAGAAAGAGAAUUGAGACUGCAGAAAUCUCUUUCUGAAGAAUGCGAAGAUUUGGGCGUCGAUGAACCGAGCACUAGCGAUUUGUUUCCCGAAGCAGAUCUUUUAUUCGAUUCCAAUCACUCGCCGUCAUUCGACCAGACCUCUCAAGAUAUCAAGCGCGUAUCGCAAGUUGUUGAAAUCAAAGAAGAGGUUAAAGAAGCAAUGAAUUUGUUUAGCGACGACGAAAAUUCUGGUUCACUAAGAGCCGAUCUGUUUGAGUACGUCGAAUACCAACCGGUGGAAACUUUAGAUUAUCAAGGACGACAGAUGAAUGGAAAUAUCGAAGCAUGUUCUUCAGGGUGUGAAGACAAUACACUAUUACCAAAAUGUGCCGCAAUGUCAGAAGUAACUCUAAAUUCUCCCAUAUCUCCAGAAAUGUAUCAAGAAGCUGCUAUGCAUAAAUAUAAGUUUAAAUAUAGUAAUAGGAAAAAAGGGGAUAGGAUUAAACAGGAUUAUGGUGGAGAGGUGGUAUCCAGCUCUGAGGAUACGGUAGUUUGUACUGAAAUAGCUAAAGUUAAUUGCGAAGAUAUUUAUAAAGUAGUGCAUAUAUCGAAAUCGGAAAUUGUAAAAGAGGGGAAAUGCGAGUUGCAUUGUGAGGAGGAUGUAGAUUCUCCGAGUAGUGGUAGGGGAGCUAGGAGAAGUGUUAGGAAACUAUGUUCGUGUUGCAACGGAGCACAAGACGGCAAUUUAGCCAAGAAACGACCUCAGACUUCCAGACCUCAUACGCCGGCCGCCCCGCACAAAAAAGCCUUUCUGAGUAAGAAAAGAUAG
Molecule: messenger RNA, 1638 nt
Organism: Psylliodes chrysocephalus
Lineage: Eukaryota; Metazoa; Arthropoda; Insecta; Coleoptera; Chrysomelidae
Source: the annotation of a GenBank genome assembly